UGGAAGGCGUGUAAAUGGAGAAGAAAGAACCGACCUAGUUUACACUGCCAGUACGAGUUGACCUGGACACCAUGGCAUCCACUAUGUCUUCUCCACUGGCCCGGAAGAAAUGUCAGAAAACCGGCUGGCUGAGAAAGCAGGGUGGAAUGGUGCGCUCCUGGCACAGACGCUGGUUCAUCCUCAAUGGAGACGUACUUUUCUACUUUGCCAAAGAAGAUGAUGCUAAGCCAUUGGGGAUUAUUCACUUACCAGGCAAUCGUAUUAUAGAGCACGCUUUCCGACCAGAUGAGCCAGAAAAAUUCCUGUUUGAAAUUUUACCAGGUAAAGGACAUACACGGAUGACGCCAGGUCAUGAGUCUUAUCUGAUCUGUGCCAGCAGUGAUGCUGAGAGACAGGACUGGAUCAAGCACAUCCGCCGUGUCAUGUUCCGGGAUGUAGGGGGAGCCAUAUUUGGGCAGAAUAUUGAAGAGACCAUGCAGUACGAGAAGAAAGCAUAUCCUGGGCGAACCAUCCCCUAUAUCAUAGAGGCUUGUGUUGAAUUUCUCACAGAGCACGGACUGGAAACAGAGGGUAUCUUCAGGUUACCAGGGCGAACAUCAUUAAUCAGAGAACUGAAGGAAGAGUUUGACUGCGGUGAGAGGGUAAAGCUGAACCCAGAGACACACGAUGUGCAUACAGUAGCCUCUCUGCUGAAGCUGUACCUCAGACAACUCCCAGAGUCUAUUAUACCCAACAAUUUCUACCAGAAGUUCAUGAAUGUGGCAUUGCGGCACCUGGACAAGAAGGAAGGUGACCCGAUUGCUGACCUGCAGAAGAACCUGUCACUGUUACCAGAGGACAACUACAACAUACUGGAGUACCUGUGUCGUUUUGUUCACAAAGUGGGCCUCAGUGAGGCAGUGAAUAAGAUGGGAGAGACAAACCUGGCUACUGUCUUUGGCCCCAACAUUAUUCGUCACCUUGAUGAUAACCCAGAGUUGUUCAUGGCGACGGCUGACUUGACUCAUCAGCUGACCUAUUUGCUAGUUCACAACCAUGAUAAGGUGUUCACUACGGAUCACAGCUCCACAGAGCCCUCAGUGCCUGUAGAUGACCUGCUUGGUAUCGGUGACGAGCAGGCCAUCAGUGAUCCUCCUCUAGUCCCAUCCUCAGACAUACUAAAUGCUGUUACCACUAAACUUGGCAUCAACUUUGACCAGACUAGUGAAAAGUCUGAGUCCUCUGUGGAUUCGGGCUUAGAGGUCCGGUCCAGUAGUGUUCGAGAGAAAAAGUUACCCGAGUUAGCCAGGAGGCCAUUACAGCGAUACCAGGCAAAGAGUCUGAGCUUACCUACCAGGCCUGUUCCACCAGUACGCAAAUCUAAGAUGAAGAAGAAACCAGUUAUACCAACUGCUGAUGCUGAUGCUGAUAGUGUAACUGAACCUAGUUCUCCUGAGGGUACCCCUACAACUCCUGACAAAUGGUUUGAUCCUGUAGCCUCCCCCACCAGCUGGAAUGGACCAGCCCAGAACCGAGGUCAUGUGGUGUAUAGUGAGGGGCCGAGCUCUGAGGUGGUUGUGACAAACAGCAGUAAUGGGCCGCUUGUGUACAGCCCCACUGAGGCGCUUCAGCAACAGAAUGAUAUCCUAAAGGAAACUCUGUCACGCACAAAGUCAAAGUACGAGUCACAACACAAGUCUUUAAUGGAAGACAGGGACCAUAUGAAACAGCGGUAUGAUCAGUAUAUAUCAGGUGUGGAGGAAAGGUAUUUAAGACAGAUAGAGGAAUUGCAGAGCCAGAUAGAACUCCUGAGAAAGGAGAAUUCUAAAAGUGACCUUUGUAAGUCGCUUUCAAGUCCUGUCAGUUUGGAGAGCUCAAAGCUUGAACCAUCCAUUUCAGAAAUUCAUUUGAAUAUGGCAGCAUUAAAGGAUGAGCUCUCAAAAACCAAGGCCAAAUCAGACACCCACAUCAGGGCGCUAAAGGAGGAAUUGACGAACAUGAAAGCUAAAUAUGAGCGCCACAUAGAGGAUUUACAGACUCACCACAAGAUACAACUGGAGGAAUUACAAAGACAGCUGGAUGCGGAGAAACGGGGCGGUGGCGAGGCGGUGAGUCGAAUCAUGUCUCUCCAGGCUCAGUUACACAGGUAUCACAUGACUUAUGGGGAACUACCAAGCUCUGACUCCACAGCCAGUUAAACCAGUAACAACAGUUUGACCAUGAUGCCUGCCUGCACAUGUGUGUACAAACUGAUACAACUGAUCUCUCAAAUGAUGGGGGAAAACUGCCUCUUGUUUGACCAAAGAUGUUCACCAGAGUCCAGCUCUGUAAAAGCUU
Messenger RNA from Liolophura sinensis, 2316 nucleotides. RefSeq names its product rho GTPase-activating protein 24-like. The coding region runs from base 72 to 2177 and encodes 701 amino acids. The record is from RefSeq and is a predicted model, not a curated record. Gene Ontology annotation, biological process: activation of GTPase activity; signal transduction. Gene Ontology annotation, molecular function: GTPase activator activity. Lineage: Eukaryota; Metazoa; Mollusca; Polyplacophora; Chitonida; Chitonidae. The transcript has 5 exons.